Harpegnathos saltator (Jerdon's jumping ant) is the source of this 2214-nucleotide messenger RNA. RefSeq lists its product as uncharacterized. The record is from RefSeq and is a predicted model, not a curated record. Gene Ontology annotation, molecular function: zinc ion binding; nucleic acid binding. NCBI's taxonomy places the organism in Eukaryota, Metazoa, Arthropoda, Insecta, Hymenoptera, Formicidae. The transcript is spliced from 3 exons. Bases 758 to 1420 code for a protein of 220 amino acids.
UUCUAAUUUGAUUUAAGUUUUUCUUUUUCUGGGCUUUCGUAUUGAAGGCUUUUGUUCGUUUAUUAGGUUGAUUGUUUUGGUGACACGUGGUGUACACGUGAUCACUCGUAUACAAGUGAUUUAUCUGUCGAGAUGGAGAUCGAUUCGAUGGACGUUACUCCUGAUGUUAGUUCAGAGGGGGGAGUUUGUCUGACGCAAAUGCGUUGUGCAAUAGGAAUAGUAUGAGAAUCAAGUCUGCUGAUGUGCCUGAAAAACAAAGGGCUCUUUGUCCAGGCGAUAUAAAGAAAGAGCUGGACCACGUGAUGCGUGGCGAGGACAUGCGUGAUCAGUGCUUGGAUUCGUCGACCUUUUCAAUAACAAACAAGCUAUACAAACGAUUUUUGAAAUCUAAGAGUUUCUCAGAGUCUCUGAUGCCCUCUGAGAGCAUUGAAGGCCGACGGCUUACUCCUGAUAAGGACAAUUCAGCUAAUAUCCGUAAGGUCAAUGAAGGUCCUGCUGCUGCUGCUGCUUCUACUUCUGUGCCUUCUGUCGACAAGGGAUGUAAUGACUCCGUCAUGGGGUCGGAGGUUGGUGGUGUCAGUGCAGAAAAUCGGGGAAAAAUAGAUUUUAUAUCGCUUUGCCUACAUUUGAUUUGGCAAAUGAAUUAGUUAACUCUUUUGAAAGAAAAAAAGAACCUCUUUUUAAAGGGGAAACUUGGGUAGCUUUUGUGCCAGAUUAUAAGGUAACAAAAAAGGUCAUCUUAAAAGGCAUCGAUGAUAUGGAUUUUGGUUAUAAUAAUAUAAUGGAGCUCCUGAGUCCUCCUCCAGGAUGGAGAGAUAAUUGGGCACAACCUCUGAAUGUUUAUGCUUUGAGAAAGAAGGUUGCUGACCCCCCGGCUCAGGGAGGUGUCAAAUAUGUCGACACAAAUACCAUUGUGGCAGUCUUCCCUAAUAUAACAUUACCGAAUUAUUCUCUUUUAAUUGGUAAAAGAAUUUAUAUGAUUCCUUUUAUUCAGAGGGUCAUUAGGUGCCUUCAUUGUCAACGAUUUGGGCAUUCCAUCAGGGUUUGCAGAGGACGUCGGUCCCCGAUAACUUGCGCGAGAUGCACGGGCUCUGGACAUUCAGACGAUGAAUGUUCUUCUAAGAAAAUUAAAUGCAUCAAUUGUCUCCGAUUGAAACGGGAGGAUAAAGACUUGAUGCAUAAAGCAUCAGAUGUCAAAUGUCCCGUAUUCUUGGAACAAAAAUUAAAAAAAAUCAUGGCCACCUUUUGUCUCUCCCCUGGGGAGGCGGACAUGUUCCUGAGAGAUAAGGGACCUAUCCCUUUAGGGUUCCGGAAAACAAGUCUCAUCCUAGAGAGGAUUCUCUGUUGGCCACAAAGAAGGCUCGCAACCUCAUCACUAGUGGCCCUAUUUCCAAGGCAAAAAAUAGAGUCUCUGCUAUAAAAAUUCAUAAGGAUCUUUUGUCUGGAGAAAACGAAUUUCUUCGUUUGUCUUCUCCAAAAAGAGCGGACACGCACGGGACCGUGGAUCCUGCUCUUAACAUCACUGGUUCUACCGUGGUUAAGGAGUCCUCAGGAAAGCUUUCAUUGGAAAGGCAAGAGGGUCCUAAGAUCAUAAGUGACAUUCUUAUCGAUAAUUAUAGAAAUAUUAAAAAGGUUUCGCUGGCCGAAUUGGGCCCGGAGGGUCCUGGGGCUGGGGGUUCUGCUCGUUCCUUUGGUUACUUUCGGUGCGGGGGUUGGGUUGAUGGAUCCUCCCCCCUCGGUGCCUUCGGUUGUUCCUGAAGCUAUGGCUGCGCCGCGUACGAUGGCGGAACUGGCCGGCCGGUUAAAGAAUAUAUCAUUUGAAAAAGCCACAAGUUUACUUGCCGAUUAUGCAAAUGAUACGGACAACCCUUUCUACUUGUUGGUUAGGGGUUUUUUCGUUAAAAAGAGGCAUUCUCAGGAAUCAACUGAGCCGCUUACUUUCUCUGAUAGUGUUUUUGUCAGUUUUUAUACUAAGUGUAUUUCACAUUCCAAUCUAACAGAUUUCAUUGUAUUUCUUGGUAAUCAGGAAAAGGUAGAUACCUCUUCCACCACCUCUUCUCUCUUAAGCAAUGAAUAAAUAUAAACAUCCUAUAUAUAACUGUAACUUAUCUUCUUCCAGUAAUCUCCACAUAGCACAAUGGAAUGCUAAGUAAUACAAACAUCCAACCUGGUUUUCUUACUGAAGUGUUUAUAUAUUUGAAAAAUGAAGCGUAU